GAAGCCCCGCCCCUUCCGGCGCCGCUCCCGCCCCGUUGCCCGCCCCCAGCCCGGCCCGGCGGUAAGAUGGCGGCGGCGGCCGAGUGCGAUGUGAUCAUGGCGGCGCCCGAGGGACCCGGCGAGCCCGAGAGCGAAGAGGAGGCGCGGAGAGAAGCAGAAUCAUUCAAGGAACAAGGAAACGCGUACUAUGCCAAGAAAGAUUACAAUGAAGCGUACAACUAUUACACGAAAGCCAUAGAUACCUGUCCUAAUAAUGCCAGUUAUUAUGGUAACAGAGCUGCCACACUCAUGAUGCUGGGGAGAUUCCGAGAAGCCCUUGGAGAUGCUCAACAGUCUGUCAGAUUGGAUGAUACCUUUGUAAGGGGCCAUCUACGGGAAGGGAAGUGCCAUCUUUCCCUAGGGAAUGCCAUGGCUGCCAGCCGCUGCUUUCAACGAGUUUUAGAACUGGAUCAUAAGAAUACCCAGGCGCAGCAAGAGCUGAAGAAUGCCAGUACUGUGCUGGAGUAUGAAAAAAUAGCUGAAGUGGAUUUCGAGAAACGGGAUUUCAGGAAGGUUGUAUUUUGCAUGGAUCGUGCUUUGGAGUUUGCUCCUGCUUGUCACCGGUUCAAAAUCCUCAAGGCUGAAUGUUUAGCGUUGUUGGGUCGCUACCCAGAAGCACAGUCUGUAGCGAGUGACAUCUUGCGAAUGGACUCAACGAACGCAGAUGCUCUGUACGUCCGAGGUCUCUGCCUGUAUUAUGAGGACUGCAUUGAGAAAGCGGUGCAGUUCUUUGUCCAAGCACUCAGAAUGGCUCCUGAUCACGAGAAAGCAUGUCUUGCAUGCCGGAAUGCCAAAGCGCUUAAAGCAAAGAAAGAAGACGGGAAUAAAGCGUUCAAAGAAGGAAACUACAAACUAGCGUAUGAACUAUACACAGAGGCACUAGGAAUAGAUCCAAAUAACAUCAAAACAAAUGCCAAACUCUACUGCAACCGAGGAACGGUGAAUUCAAAGCUUAGGAAACUUGAAGAAGCAAUAGAUGACUGCACGAACGCGGUAAAACUGGACGACACGUAUAUCAAAGCCUACCUGAGGAGAGCACAGUGUUACAUGGACACAGAACAAUAUGAAGAUGCUGUAAGAGACUAUGAAAAGGUUUAUCAGACAGAAAAGACGAAAGAACACAAGCAACUUCUAAAGAACGCACAGGUGGAACUGAAAAAGAGCAAACGGAAAGACUACUAUAAAAUCCUUGGGGUUGACAAAAACGCCUCUGAAGACGAGAUCAAGAAGGCUUACAGGAAAAGAGCACUAAUGCAUCAUCCAGACCGACACAGUGGGGCGAGCGCGGAAGUACAGAAGGAAGAGGAGAAGAAAUUUAAGGAGGUUGGUGAAGCUUUUACCAUCCUGUCGGAUCCCAAGAAGAAGGCCCGCUACGACAGCGGGCAGGAUCUGGAAGAGGACGGAUUGAACAUGGGAGACUUUGAUGCAAAUAAUAUCUUCAAGGCCUUCUUCGGAGGGCCGGGUGGCUUCAGUUUUGAAGCUUCUGGGCCUGGAAAUUUCUUUUUCCAGUUUGGCUAAAAAAAACAAAAAACAAAAAACCAAACAAAAAAAACAAAACCAAACCCAAACGCACGUACCUGAUCUGCUAUUUUAACCUUGAAUACGGACAUACUUAGACUCCUUCCUUCAUCAUGUCUCAUUGUACUUAGAGCAGUUUCAUUUUUCUCGGUUGGAGACCUCUGUUUUGUGUGCUCUUGUGUGUGAAGAGGAAACCAGCUCGGGGAGGGGAAGGCUUGUGAAUUUUGUUUUACUGUUAACUUUAUUAAAAAAAAAAAAAAAAAAAAAGGAGAAAAAAAAAAAAAUAAAGCUUUGAAUCUUUUGGUCCCUCCAUGCUGGCCCGUACUUUCAGGCUGCUCCUGCUGCUCGGCAGAGAGCGGUUUUUCCCCGAACUCCUCCCAGAAUAUCGACUUGUCGGAAGGUGAAGGCAUCUCCCGGUUUCUCUCGGUUGGCUCCGAAGUGCGGUGUGGCAGCAUGUCUGGGCUUUGUGGUAACUUGUGAGUUCUCUUCAUCUACUGAAAACGUUGCCAAGAUUCAAUCGAGUUUCGCACCAUGGUGUUGUACCUGCCAGCUGUCUCUUUUUUUUUUUCUUUUUUUUUUUUUUUUCUUGCCAUGGUUCUACCAGAACGGUACACAUGGGCAUUAACCUGAACGAUAACGUGUGAGCUAAACAGUGAAGUGAAUCUUUGGAUUUAAACGAGCAGCGUAUGUGAGAAUUCCCUGUGAUGCAGCUCAGAACUAAGGGCUUUGUGUUUCCACUCCAAGAAUUGUCCUGUCGAAGGGAAUAUUGAAUUUGCUCUGGGCUGAAUUUCAUCACCGUAUGGUUUUUGGGUUGGUUUUUUUUGUUGUGUUUUUUUUUUUUUUUUAAUUAAUCCACUUGAACUUUUAAUAUUUGUGCUAAAACUUGAUUUUUGUCGAGCCUGAUGUUUGAUUUCGUGUUACUGAUCCGUAAUGCGGAUGAGCUCUUUCUAGCUCUGAAGAAAUGCAAAGUAAUAUUCAGGUUACUAAUUGCAAACGGCGACUGUGUGCGUGCCGCGGUGUGCUCUCAAAAUGUUUACAGCAACUCUGCGAUUAUGUUAAACGAGUCGAGUAGUUUUUCAGCUAGAAGUGAUUUCCUAGUCCAAAGAAGCAAGAAAAUGCAAAGUCACGCUCGGAGCUGACGGUCUGUCACUUGCUUCUCUUGCACAAGCGUCGGGACGGGGACGGGCUCGGAGCCGGGCGCUGCCGGUGCCAGCUGAGAACGGAUUUGGUUGGUGGCGCUGCCAGGUAACGCCGCUGCUGGUUUGGUUUUGUCCUUGACUGUAGAGUUACAGCAAGAUCCCAGCUGGGAGAGGACUCUGCUUCCAGAAUUCUUCCCAUUUCCCUGCGAGCAAAGAACUCUUAGCCCAGGUGCUCCGCUCGCGUUCAGCGCUGGGGGCUCCGGGCGGCCCCGCUCCGGAGCCGGGGUGGGACAGUGUGUUGGCGCUCGGCGAUGCCCGCGAGAAGGGCAGAGUCUCGGCAGCGGCGCCGUGUCCGGAGCGCUUUGAACCGGCCCGCGGUGGCGUAGGGACCUUUGGGGACGGGGUCGUGCUUGGCUGAGAAAACGGGUGUUGGCGCAAAUCCCCACGGGCUCUUUCCUAGAGAAACCCGACGCUAACUUUUAUAUGUCGUAUCCGAUCCAACUUCUUACUGCAGGAACAAAAACUGCAAUGAGUUCAUUGCAUGAAAUGGUGACUCUGAAUGCUGACAUCUUUGUCUUCCUUCCUUUCGAGGGCUGCGCUCCUCCUGUUCGGUGCACGGUCGCUGGACUGCGACGCGAGUUCCCUUCGCUCCCAGCGGGCGCAAUAGUGUCGCGGCGCGACGGGCCCGUGCUCGCGCUGUGUCAGAAUUCUUGACAAUCUGCUUUCAUAGAGGGAAGAUUUAAGGGCUUAAAUUCUAGUACUGCAGAAUAAAGCAAGUAUUUUAUAACUCGCUCGAAAGUCAGCUUUUAAAAUGAGCCAGUGUUGAGUAAUGUUUCCAAAAAUAGACUCUACCACGUUUAUUUUAACUUCCUUCGCACCAGUGUAACGUGAUGGACUUACCCGGAUUGCACCGAGAGCAAACCGAGGUCCUGGCGUCCUUCAGGCUCUGAAAGGGGGAAUUCCUGGGGAGGUGAAAUACCGGUCUAUGCAUUUUGGUACUUCUCCAGUUCUCACGGCACUUGUACAUCAGAGUUUCCAGGACUGGGGUCGGGUGGCUUUCCGGAUUCAUACUGUCUUGUCCUGUGUGUGUUGAUAUUUCUGUACAGUUUGGACUCUUCUCGGUCUUUUAUCGCCGUGCAGAGACGUGUCCUGCGUUUGUCGGUGGUUUUUGUUAUUUCCCCCCCCACACACUUCCCUCCAGUUAAACUGGAGAGGUUUCCUCCUCUCCGAACUUGGGAUGAGGCCACUCCUGGGAGGACAGAAGUGGAAUGGCUUUUCUGAGAAAGUGUUAUACAGCGGAUAUUUAUAAAACUGUACAUGAAUGCAUGAUUAAAUGUAGUUAAAUAUUAAUAUGGUGAGUGCCAAGACUUUUCUAAGGAGCGUUACGAUGCGAUUCAAAGUGAAGGGGGAACACGCGUUCCCUCUCGCACAGGGCACGGGGGGGUUGAGCGGCGUUCGGUGACCCCCGUUGCCUGGGGACAACAGGGCAGUGGCCAUUGUCACCUCCAUCGCGUCCUAGCACGGCCCGGAGACACGGGGGACACUUUCUUUCAGAAAAACCUCCUCAGACGUGCGUUGCCCGAGAUGUUGUUUUUAACACUUGGUAGUUACAGAACGUUCACAGGUUGUGUUUUGUACGGGGAACCUUAGCGCCGUGUUCUUGCGGCCUCCCCGGCUUCCGCCGGCUCCCCAGGAGCUGCCAGACGGAGGAAUUUGCCGUAGAGAUAACGAAUAAGUAUCUCGAAGUGGAAUUACGCCCGUGCUUUUUCUAGAGCGGUGAAGAGCUGGCGGCUGUAGGGGAAGCGCAGCGGGACGUUGGUGCGUCGAGCCCUGUUCGGAAGCAUCCCGGUCCCCGUGCUGUGACCGUAGGGCACCGGGGGAACUCGGCAGCUGGGAGCAGCCCGUGGUGAAGCCCUUCCUUUUGAUGAGAGAGUUUCCUUCUGGAAGUCGGCCUUUGUAAUUACCGAAAGGUUUAUUUUUUUGGCGUAACGGCGAGAGCCUCGAUACGUGACCCUGAGCUGUAGCUGAGCCCGGCGCAGGCCCUGCCCCGCUCUGCUGGGGGGGGCAGCCCCAACACAGGGGGCUUGUGCCGUGUGAGGCACGGUUGCCCUUCGGCCUGGCAGCCCCCGUCCAGGGAUUCCCAAGGGGAAGGGUCGGUGCCAAGAGCUCCGGCCCGUGGGACGUAGCGGGAGGCAGCAGAGCUGCCCCGGCUGGAAGCCGGAGCGGGUGGCGUGUACGGGAGGGAGCUUCCCGCAGCCGCGAUGGAGGCAAUGGCUGCGGAACAGCUCGGUAACGGACCGGAGCGGCCUCCGGCUCCUGCUGUGGAAGUUGUCGAGUAGAGGGGGAACGGUGUGUGCGGGGAGCUGGCUCCGGCAGAGCGAGCGUGCGAAGCGGGGCCCCGCUGUCGGGACUCCGCAGCGAUUACGCGGGGACGGGGAAUUGUUUGAUUGUUGCGCUUUCCCUGGGUGGUUUUUCGCCUGGUCGGGACGCUCGCCGUGCCUGAGCUGCUGCCGGGAUAGUUUCAAACGGUGAAAUGUUGUUGCGUUCCCAUGAAAAUGGAAGCGAUUUCAUGCUCAAAAAAUGAAAACCUGCAUCAGUAACGUCAGUGCGUGGGAGGUAGUUGCAUGUGCGAUGGUCUGACCUCCAGACCUCAAAGCCUGGUGUGUGUUUUUGCUUGUGUGGAUUUACUUUACAAAUCGGACGCUGCGUCAGCCCCACCUUUUGCAGGGUGGGGGGGAUUGAGGGAAUCCUUUCCAGAGGCACCGGAGCUGGACUGGAAUCGGCUGUAAAGACCAUUAAGAUGCUUCUGGCUGCCGCUUUGACGGGCGCUUCUUUGUUUCUGCUGCAGAUGCUACAUAGGAAAGUCCGUGGUUUCGUUUGUGAACUUGGAAGUGUUGCUGUAAAGCUGGACCCUUAGCGCUAAAGGCUUCUGACUGUUCUGUAAAUACAUCGAUGCAGGUGGGGGGCGGGAAAACAAAAAAAAAGGAAGAGAUGUUGUUUCGUUUCCGAUAGGGGAAACUGGCUCCGCUGCUGUGCCCCCGCCAGUGCCGGAGGCUGCGCUCGGCCGAUGGAGUGACCAAAGCGUUCGGACCACGCAGCGGUUUGCUCUUCUUUCGAAAUUUACUUCCUCGGUUUCAAGUAAUAAGUAAAGAUAUUCACUUGUCUUCAAGUGGAUGGUUUUCAUCCCGUUUUAAAUUUGUGCCUUGUACCCUCCCCUCCCCUUUCGUAGGGAAAAGGGCGGCUCGUGUGGCCCCUCCGGGCGGCGCUGGGCUCCGGCCGGGCUGCGGGGCAGGGACCGGGCGGCAGCACUUCCCUCACCCCCCGCUCUCCAGAGGCCGCUCACGCAGCCGUUCUGGAGGUGUCCCCGCUGUCCCCGUCCACCGGGGUUUUGAGAGAUGAUGCGAAAUGCUUUGGCCUCCCUCGGGGUGCCCCGGCGUUCCCCGCGCCUGCAACCAGGGACAGGAUUAUCCCCCCUUUGAGCCACGCUGGGCAGGUUCUCGCUCGAGCGCAGCUCCGCAGGGACGCGCCGGGAGCCGGGUGCCGAGGCGCAGCCUGGGCUGUAGCACGGGGUCACGGAGCUGGAGCUCCGGCACGGCCGGGCUGUUCGGGAAGGCAGGAGUUCAGUGGGAAAAGCGGGAUGCUGCCACUGGGCGUGCAGCUUGGCUGCAGUUCUGGCAUGGCCAACCUGACCUGGAUUGCCCCCCCGUCCUCCCCCCAGUAGCUCGCGCUCCAAAAGGGAGCGGCGGGAAGCCUUGUCGGAGGGGUUGAGUGCGGAACAGCGAACCGAGCACCUUCCUUGCAUGCGUAUCGGCGGUGUUGUAACGACGUUAAGGAGUAGUCGAGACAAAACCAGGCACCGAUGUGAAGCCACCUUGGAGAGGACGCGGGGCCCUGUGCUGCAGUAUUUAUCUGAAUCGAAAUUCGGAAUGUUUACCUCAGUGUAAAUAUCUUAACCUUUCCCCUGGGAGGAAAGGAGUCUUGCAUGGAGCAAUCGCUGUCCCCAUCGCUUUGCCAAACGCGUCACCCUCUCGAAGACGGGCUUCACGUCGGUGUGACACUGUCCCUCUCCGGACCCGUACCUUUCUAGGAUGUGAAUGGUAAAAAUGUGAAUAUUUGUUGUUUACUUCAUUAGGCAUAAUUCAUAAUGAUGUGUUUAUAUGAAGAAUAUCACAGACUGAAGCAAAACCACAUGCAAUUGGUUUACUUUAUUAUAAACUGUAUAUGAUGUACAAACUAAUAAAAACUUAAAUGAC
This is a messenger RNA of Chroicocephalus ridibundus (black-headed gull), 6949 nucleotides long. RefSeq names its product DnaJ heat shock protein family (Hsp40) member C7 (gene DNAJC7). The record is from RefSeq and is a predicted model, not a curated record. NCBI's taxonomy places the organism in Eukaryota, Metazoa, Chordata, Aves, Charadriiformes, Laridae. Bases 67 to 1557 code for a protein of 496 amino acids. The transcript has 14 exons. Gene Ontology annotation, molecular function: protein binding.